Messenger RNA from Acaromyces ingoldii, 2207 nucleotides. RefSeq names its product major facilitator superfamily transporter. Gene Ontology annotation, biological process: transmembrane transport. Gene Ontology annotation, molecular function: transmembrane transporter activity. The record is from RefSeq and is a predicted model, not a curated record. The transcript has 3 exons. Bases 248 to 1756 code for a protein of 502 amino acids. Lineage: Eukaryota; Fungi; Basidiomycota; Exobasidiomycetes; Exobasidiales; Cryptobasidiaceae. Gene Ontology annotation, cellular component: membrane.
GGCGGGUUGCGGUGUGGCUUUUUCACUCUCCGCAUCGCGAAGAAACGGAGCGAGCGCUCGAUAAUUUUACGGACGGCGGGCGCAGACGAUUGGACGAGGGAUGCCGCAUCCCCUCUAGUGAGAGUCGAGACAAGAGAGAUAAGAAAUGGCAUCGUUAUAAAAGGCGGGGUGCAGCGACCAUGUAGCCAGGCAUCUUCACACGGUCUCUUCCUCCUUUCCUUCCUCUUCCUCUCUUGCACAGAGCACCAUGUCGGCGAUCAAGUCAAACGUCGUCGUCGAGGACCAUGUCGUGCCCAUCGACAAGGAGGCCGAGCGCAAGCUACUGCGCAAGAUUGACCGCAACAUUCUGCCCUGGAUCUGCGUCGCCUACCUCCUCAACUACAUUGACCGCAGCAACCUCGGCAAUGCCAAGACGCUCAACUCGGACAUCAAGGGCGCGAGCCUGUCGGCCACCGUCGACCUCUCGGGCAUCAAGUACUCGGUCGUGGUGGCCGCCUUCUUUGUGCCCUACGUCAUCAUGGAGUUCCCUUCCAACUUUCUCCUCAAGUACUUUUCGCCGUCCAAGCACAUGGCACGCAUCAUGGCUGGGUGGGGCAUCGUCACGGCCUGCCAGGCGGCGGUGACCUCGUACGGCGGCUUGGUUGCCUGCCGCAUCUUCUUGGGUAUUGCAGAGGCCGGAUUCUACCCGGGCGCCAUCUACUACCUCACCUUCUUCUACAAGCCCGAGGAGCGCGCGCAGCGAAUGGCCAUCUUUGCCGGGAGCGUUGCCGUGGCAGGGGCCUUCAGCGGCCUCUUGGCGACGGCCAUCUCGUUCCUCAACGGCAAGGGCGGCCUCUUUGGCUGGCAGUGGCUCUUCAUCCUCGAGGCCAUCCCGGCGCUCCUCAUGGCUGUCUGCAUCUACUUCUGGAUGCCCGACUACCCCGAGACGGCCAAGUUCCUGACCGAGGAGGAGCGCGCACUGGCCGUGUCGAGGCUGAGCCGCCACGCGCCGUCUGCGAGCGAAAAGACCGUCGACUGGCCCCAGCUCCGCCAGACGGUGUUCAACGUCGACUUUUGGCUCUUCAGCCUGGCCUACUUCUUCAUGACCAACAGCCUCAACGCGACGGGCUUCUUCCUGCCCACGCUCGUCUCCUCGCUCGGCUUCAAGGGCUGGCGCGGACAGGCGAUGACGGUGCCGCCCAACGUCUUUGCCUGCAUCGUCAUUGUCGCCAACUCGAUCUGGAGCGACAAGCGGCGGGAGCGCAUCACCCACGCCCUCGGCGGCCUCGUCCUCAUCGGCCUCGGCUACAUUCUCCUGGCUGCGACGAGUCAGGUGGCCCCGCGCAUGGUUGGUGUCUUCCUCAUCGCCUGCACAAACGCAGCAGUGAUUCCCUUUCUCGCGUUCCGGCUGUCGACGGUGUCCGGCAGCACGGCGACGGCCAUUGCUUCAGGCGGCACGAUUGCAUUUGCCAACCUGGGCGGCAUCACGGCGCCCUUUAUCUUUGCGGGCCACGACUCACCGAGGUACAUUAUUGGAAACUACACCGUGUUUGGCAUGCAGAUUGCCGCCGGCCUCGUCAUUCUCCUCCUCUGGUACCGUCUCGGCUCCUCGGCGCUGUACACCGUCGACCAGAAGCAGGCCCAGGCGGCCGACGAGGAGAGCCAGGCGAGCGAGCACAUGCACGGUGCCGUCGCUGCCCUCCCAGCCAGCAAGGAGUCAAGCGAAGAGCGAGAGGAGAGCACGGCCGAAAAGGCCGAAAAGGCAGCAGACAAGUGACGGCGUACCUGUCGCACUGAGCCACAAUUGUAUAUAGAUGCAUAGAUUGAGCAACGACACUGAUGAGCAACGAGCGAGAGAGAGAGGAGUGCAGAUGCAUUGGGGCGAGACUACUCCUCAUCACGCCAUUCGCUGCUGGGGUGGGCAAGGCGAAGACUCAGCUCUGAAGUGGCAGGUCGUAAGCCGGACCCUCACAAACGAAAACGAGGGCUACUUCCUAGGCUCAAUCUGAGGGCUGCACUGAGGGGUGCACUGAGAGCUGCACUGAGGGCUGAAACGAGGGCUGAACGAGGCCCUGUAAGGCGUAGCCAGAGUGGGAGUAGUGGGCACGCGUCUCUUCGGCGACGGCUCGGUCGCCUAGGCGGCCGAGUCAGCGCGACGGCACAGACCGACUCGGGAAACACGGACGAGACAAGACAAAAUCUCAUUUCAAGACCAAACAAGAAAAGAC